Branchiostoma belcheri (Belcher's lancelet) is the source of this 1758-nucleotide messenger RNA. RefSeq names its product neuroligin-4, X-linked-like. Gene Ontology annotation, molecular function: neurexin family protein binding; signaling receptor activity. Gene Ontology annotation, cellular component: cell surface; synapse. The record is from RefSeq and is a predicted model, not a curated record. The transcript has 10 exons. Lineage: Eukaryota; Metazoa; Chordata; Leptocardii; Amphioxiformes; Branchiostomatidae. Gene Ontology annotation, biological process: synaptic vesicle endocytosis; postsynaptic membrane assembly; chemical synaptic transmission. The coding region runs from base 163 to 1380 and encodes 405 amino acids.
AUUGAACGGACCUGUUUGAUGUGACAGGACCCCGAGAAAGGCCAUCGGCACCCGGUGGUCGUGGUGUUCCCGGGCGGCGCGUACGACUGGGGGACGGUCCGGGCGUUCGACGGCACCGGCCUGGCCGAGGAGGAGGUGGUGGUGGUCACGGUCAACUACAGAAUGGGAGUCUUCGGGUUCCUGAGCACGGACGAUGACGAGGCUCUCGGCAACUACGGCCUGCUGGACCAGAUCGAGGCUCUGAAGUGGAUCCAGGACAACAUCAAGAGGUUCGGAGGCGACCCCAAACACGUGACGAUCAUGGGCACAGCGGCGGCCGCCAACCUGGUCUCUCUGCAUCUCAUCUCCCCUUACAGUGAAGGUCUGUUCCACGGUGCCAUCAUGAGCAGUGGUAACAUGAUGUCUCCCAGCGCCGUUCUGCUGCCCCCCUACAAGGCUGUGGACAUCGCCACUGAGCUGGCUGAGAAGCUCGGCUGCUCUACAGAGUCCACCAAGGACAUCGUCAGCUGUCUCCGGGAGAAGACUGCAGAUGAGCUGGUGGCCACGAAAGUUACGGGUCCCCCCAUGAUGGCUCUGGGCGCCUUCUCCCCCACCAUUGACGGUCCAGGCGGAGUCAUCGCCGCCUCUCCCAGGAAGAUGCUGGAGAGUAACCAGUUCAUCAAGGUUCCCAUCAUGGUGGGCACCACGGACAAAUGGUCUUCCAGUUCACUCAAGGACGUCAAGGGUAUCGAGUUCGGCUUGAGUUCGGACAUGGCCGAGACCUUCCGGAAGGAGUUUGCCGCGCGCUACCCCGAGGGGCCCCGCUCGUCCAUCAGCGACCUCAUCAACUUCGAGUACACGGACUUCGACAGAUUGCACGACCCCGCAGCCAUCAGGGAUAACAUCAUCAGGGGUACUGCGGACUACUACAUCAACUCAGGCAUGGUGUACCAGGCUGCCGCCCAUGCCGCUGCCGGUGGCCACGUCUGGAUGUACGAGUUCCACCACGUCUCCGAGAACAACCCCCUGCCCAGGUGGAUGGGAGCGCACAAAGCGGACGACCAGGUGUUCUUGUUCGGGCCGAAGCUGAUAGACGCCGAGGACAGGUAUGAGUUCGACGAGACCGACGAGGGCGUGCACGACAUGAUGGUCCACUUCGUGUCCAGCUUCGCGCGCACCGGGGAGCCGACCCCUGACCAGGCUGCCGAGGUGAAGUGGCCGCAGUACCAGGGAGACAACCAGGAGUACCUGGAGAUCCGCAGCGUCAAGAAAACCGACACCGACAACUUCUUUAAGGCGAAGAAGACGGCCCUCUGGACCUUCUACGUCCCCAAGUUGCUGUACGACGCCGCAGAGGAAGGAGAGAGGGACCACAUCAACCCCUUCGGCGGUGCUCCUUAAGAGGCUUUCCUAAGAUACCGAAUGUCAGACCAGGGGAACAUCCAAACUCUACAUGUUCCCCCAUGUCAGACAUCUUGAAAGAUUAGUUGUAACGUUUUCAUGACAUAUCACAGAAACUUGUAUGUUGGCCACGAGCUGACAGAUGUUCUAUUAUGAUUUGUGAUAAAUAUUUGUACAUUGAUAUAGGAAUGAGGAGGAAGUGAAAGUGUUCUGAUGUUCCCUGUACUAUCUUUUAACUCUCAUUUGUGGUAAUUAGAGACGAAAUACUCCGAGUAAAUUGCUGAUACCCAUUCCUUCCUGCUAAGUAAUAGCUGCUUGGUUUUGUUAUUGCAACAGAGAAAGAGCAAAAUGCCUAUUAAAGUGGUCCGUGGAUCUCAA